Messenger RNA from Hyla sarda, 5025 nucleotides. It is a transcript of the gene POGZ, whose product is annotated as pogo transposable element derived with ZNF domain. The record is from RefSeq and is a predicted model, not a curated record. NCBI's taxonomy places the organism in Eukaryota, Metazoa, Chordata, Amphibia, Anura, Hylidae. Bases 454 to 4422 code for a protein of 1322 amino acids. The transcript has 21 exons. Gene Ontology annotation, biological process: regulation of DNA-templated transcription. Gene Ontology annotation, molecular function: RNA polymerase II cis-regulatory region sequence-specific DNA binding; DNA-binding transcription factor activity, RNA polymerase II-specific.
AAUGACGCCACGAUAUCCCUCCGCGGCGAACUAACCGUGUUCCUCCGCUCGCCCUCUUUGUACGCAGUGCGCUUGUUGGCGGGUGUGAGGCGGCGGAGGGAUCCCGGGGAGUGACCGGGCCUACGACCGAGGAGGGGAAUCCCGGGCGAGGAAGAGGUCUUAUAGAGAAGAACCUGACGUCUUAUUGGAGCGCGGUGACUGGAGGCAAACCAGAAUUCUACCUGAGGCAGACUGUACUAGCUGAGCCAAUAUGGCCUGCACAGAGGUUGGAGCGCACUUCACCGGGUCAUAGGUCACAGCAGGUCUCAGGACAUGUCAGCUGUUUAUAUUAUUGACACAGACGCUCGAAGCUCCAUGUCCGUCAGAUCAUCCCUGUAUAGAUCCCCAUCUGGUGGUAUAUACGGCCUCUAGUUACUUGUUAACAGCAGCGCUGCACCCUAUCUGACGUGAGCCAUGGACACCGAUCUGUUUAUGGAGUGUGAGGAGGAGGAGCUGGAGCCAUGGCAGAAGAUCAGUGAUGUGAUCGAGGACUCUGUGGUGGAAGACUACAGCUACCUGGAUAAGACAAACACAGUUUCUAUCAGCCUGCAGCCGGUCACAGCUUCUCUGCCUGUAAUGCAGCAGACCCUGAGCAGUCACUACACGACCGCUACCACCAUGACCAACACCAUCACCCAGAAUACAGACAACACAAAGAAAACCGUGGUCACACUGUUCGCAAAUAACAGCGGCACAACUCCUAUAGUCCAGCAGGGCCAUCAGCCGCUUAUACUGACCCAGAACACAGCUCAAGGCCUGGGCACCAUGCCUGUUCUUCGUCCCAUGCAAGUGAUGCAGAAUGCCAACCAUGCCACCAACAACUCCAUGGCAGCACAGCCUAUCUUCAUAACAGCGCAGGGCUUCCCUGUCCGAAAUGUUAGGCCGGUCCAAAACACAGUGAACACAAUGAACACCAUGAACCAGGUGGGCAUCGUGCUGAAUGUCCAGCAGGGCCAAACUGUUCGGCCAAUCACCAUCGUACCGGCAGCUGGCACACAGUUCAUGAAGCCUGCGGUUGGCGUUCCCCAGGUGUUUUCUCAGGUGACUCAGGUCCGGCCGGCAACCACUGUCCCUGUGCGUCCUGCCACAAGCACCUUCACCACAGUCAUCCCUGCCACCCUGACCAUACGCAGCACGGUGCCACAGUCUCAGAACCAGGUCAAUAAAGCAGUGUCCAGCACAUUAACCACGUCUGCACCCAGUCAGCAGCCACUCCGACAGAUCACUGUGCAGCAGCCCACCCAGGCGCUGGCCAUCUCUCAGAGCCAGAAUACACCCAUCACCAACCCCAAGCUGGUGAGUAUUUCGAGCUUGGUGACAGUGAAAAGACCAGGCGAGACCACCGAUGUGGUGAAAUUUGUGAACGCGGUCAGUGGUUGUCAGACCACCACCCAGAACUCUACACAGCUAAUCCUCUCCAGCACCAUCGGCAACAAUGGCACAAGCCCGAACGUAGGCACCAUACAGCGGAGCGUUCCGCUAGAGUCCCUAGGGCUGAAAGCAGCUGCACCCUCUGGAGCCCAGAUGGAGAACCCCGACCCCUCCAGGAAGUAUUGCCCCAGGUGCCAGACGCCUUUCCGGGUCUUGGAAGCUCUUCGAGGUCAUAUGUGUUACUGCUGUCCUGACCUAGUGGACUUCUCCAAGAAAGGGAAAUCUGAUUCGGAGCCAACGCCCCAGACCACCCCCGAUAAAACUCCCAGUACUCCGAGCGGCCCGGUGCCCCCAGCUGCCAAGACCCAGGAGAACCCCGCGGACGACGCCUCGCAGGGCAAGCUCAUCAUGCUGGUAGAUGACUUCUAUUAUGGCCGGGAUAUUGGCCAAACGUACCAGAUGCAAGGGCUACCUAAAGUGGCCACCACCUUCCGCUGCGCACAUUGCUCCAAGCGGCUGAAGAAUAACAUCAGGUUCAUGAAUCACAUGAGGCACCAUGUGGAGCUGGACCAACAGAAUGGCGAGGUGGACGGGCACACCACGUGCCAACACUGCUACCGACAGUUCUCAACCCCGUUCCAGCUACAGUGUCACCUGGAGAACGUGCACAGCUCCUACGAGUCCACUACUAAAUGUAAGAUUUGUGAAUGGGCAUUUGACAGCGAGCCGCUUUUCCUGCAACAUAUGAAAGACACCCACAAACCUGGAGAGAUGCCGUACAUGUGCCAGGUUUGUUCUUACCGCUCGUCCAUCUAUGCGGAGGUGGAUACACAUUUCAGGCUGAAUCAUGAAGACACGCGGCACCUCCUGUGCGUUUAUUGUCUGAAGGUCUUCAAGAACGGGAACGCCUUCCAGCAGCACUUCAUGCGGCACCAGAAGAGCGUCUACCAUUGCAAUAAAUGCCGCCUGCAGUUCCUCUUCGCAAAAGACAAGAUCGAACACAAAUUACAGCACCACAAAACCUUCCGCAAACCUCGCCAGCUGGAGGGUCUGAAGCCGGGCACCAAGGUCACCAUCCGAGCCUCUCGAGCACCGCCACGGGCACUGCCUUUGUCCUCGGAUGCCCCUUUAAUGCCUCUGCCAGACAUGAUUCCCAAACCGCUUGUUCAAUCUAUAGAUUCCAUAGAAACUGCAGACAACUCAAAACGGGUCCUUGUAGGAAAGCAGUCGUGUCUGGAGUGCAGCUUCGACAUCCCUGACUUCCACAAUCACUUCCCCACAUACGUGCACUGUUCUCUCUGCCGAUACAGUACCUGCUGCUCCCGCGCCUACGCUAAUCACAUGAUCAACAACCACGUCCCACGGAAGAGUCCGAAGUACCAGUCGCUGUUUAAGAACUGUCUGCCCAGUGAAGAUAUGGUGCUAACAUGUUCCUCCUGCCCUUUCGUGACACGGAUCGGGGACGCAAUGACUAAACAUCUGGUAUUCAACUCAACACACUGCUAUGCGUCAAUCAUGGGCACAAAUUCUACCUCACCCAACCUGUCAUGGGUCUUGGGACCUCAAGAGGAACUGAACAAUAGGACCAGUCCGCAGGUUAUAGAGGAGGAGGUGAAGAACAACGACAAAUGGAAAGAAUUGUCUGCGUCCGACAGCUACAGCCCCGAGCAAAAGGAGCAGAGUAUUGAUGUGGACGAUGUGGAGGCCGGAGAAGGUGAGGAGGACGGGGAGGACAAGGAGCAGCAGCUCUGUGUCAAGAAGCUUCGCGUUGUGCUGUUUGCUCUGUGCUGCAGCGUACAACAGGCCGCCGAACACUUCCACAACUCCCCAAGACACAUCAGGCAAUGGCUGCAGAGGUUUCAGGCCGAAAACCAAGACAACCUGUCCGAGGGCAAAUAUCUCGACUCCGAAGCCGAGGAGAAACUCGCCGAGUGGGUUUUAAUCCAGAGAGAGCAGCAGCUGCCGGUCAACGAGGAGACGCUCUUCCAGAAGGCCACAAAGAUCGGGCGCUCCCUAGAAGGAGGCUUCAAGAUCUCCUACGAGUGGGCGGUGAGGUUCCUGCUGCGGCACAACCUGAGCACACACGAUAAGGUCGCCGUGGCCAGCCGGUUGCCUGAGGACAUGGAGGAAAACGCCCAAAUGUUUAUUAGUUUUGUACAGAAGCAGAUCCACAGCCGGGACCUCCCGUUGUCCAUGAUCGCUGCAGUCGAUGAGAUUUCACUCUUUCUCGAUCUGGAACUCCUGAGUAGCGACGAGCGGAAAGAGAGCGCACUGCAAACUGUGGGAACGGGGGAGCCGUGGUGCGACAUUGUGCUAACUAUCUUGGCGGACGGAAGCCUGUUACCCACACUGGUGUGUUGUCGGGGCAGCUCCAAAAGAGUGGAUCGCGUGCCAGACUCCAUCAGGCUAGAGACCAGAGAAGACGGUUUUACUAACGAUGAGGUCAUGGAACUGUGGUCGUCCACGGUUUGGCAGAAACAUGUGGACGGUCCCAAUAACAAAGGCAUGGCAGUGUUGGACUGUCACCGAUCACACAUGUCAGAGGAGGUCCUGGCUAUCCUCAGCUCCACCUGCACCCUGCCCGCCGUGGUUCCUGCCGGCUGCAGCAAUAAGAUACAACCCCUGAACGUCUGUAUUAGGAGAGCGGUCACUGGCUUUCUACACAAGAAAUGGAGUGACCAGGCCCGAGACAUGGAGGAGGAACACUCUGACCUACUACUCAAGCUUGUGGUGCGCUGGCUAAGUGAGGUCCUAGACGUAAUCGGUGAACACCCAGAACUGGUGCAGCAGUCCUUCCUGGUGGCCAGCGUCCUGCCGGGACCGGAUGGAACAGCCAAUACAAGCAAACGUAACGCAGAGAUGCAAGAGGAGCUCAUCGACCUGCUGGAAGGACAACUGAAGCUAGACGAGGACCAGGACGAGGAGUACCCCGACCUCGAGGUCCUACAGCAGCUCUUCGAGGCGGACAGUGACCCAGAAUCCUUCUACGGCUUUGAUGAGUCUGAGCUAUAAACCAUGUGACUGACGCUAAACCCCUCCCCCUCGGUCCACCAUUUGUUCAGGACUUCUUUAUCAUCAUGUUCCUGAGGGGGAGGACUUGAGCCCCUGGUCUACCCCUUUCCAGUGAUGCUACCUCUCCUGUAGAUGAUGACCCCCAGGAUGUGUAGUGGCCGACCAGGUGCCCCCUCCCUGUAGUUUUCUUUUGGCAUUAAGACUGUGUCAGAUCCUCAGCCAUGAAUUAUGUAUAGCAGAUCCUGAGCGCAGGUCACCCCCCCCCCCCCCGGACUCGCGUCUCCUUCACUACAACCUCAUGAGCAGCGCUCCCUCGUGUGUUUAGUAACGUUUUUAUUUCCUUUAGUUUUCUUUUAACCCUUCAUUCUCCCCAGAGACGGUUUGUUCACGUCAGUAGGACAUACAUGUACAUUACUAAAUCUUAUAGCUGUAAAUACUGAGAAGCAGAAUAAAGGCAGACGAGGCGAUUCUGUGGUUUUAUUAGGUGAAGAUGUGAAUUUUUUUAUAUAAUAUAAAUAUAUAUAUAAAGUGUUCUGUUUAUUACACCUGCUGUGUCCACUUCUUACAAGUCUGGUACUGACCUAAAUAAACCAUUUUAUGUGA